AUGUCUGUGGUAUCUGGAGCAAAGGGGGAGACAGCACAGCAGGCGAGAUCACUGUAUCGUCAGCUCUUACGACAAGGUGAACAAUUCGCUGCAUACAACUUCAGAGAGUAUGCCAAACGAAGGACGAGAGAUGCGUUCAGAGAGCAUAAGGAUGUGCAAGACCCGAGAGAGAUUCAGGAGUUGAUGCAAAAGGGGCUGAAGGAAUUGCAAUCGAUGAAGAGGCAAGCUGUUGUCAGUCAGUUCUUCCAGUUGGAUCGGUUAGUGGUGGAAGGUGGUAAAUCGGGAAAGCAAGGAGGCCGAAGAAAUGAUCUGGUUAGACAAAAGGAUACUGGAUGGGACUGAGGAAGAAAUCUAAUACCGACGCAGUGACCACUGAAAGACCCACGAAUUUAUGUUAGAAUAUCGGGAGAUCGCAAACAUCAACUUGUACAACAGAUGUAUAUCAUUAUGGUCUUGAGGCAAGACUUUAUCACAAGCAUUCAAGAGCGAUCGCCACUCAAUGAAAGGGCGGUCAGUUGGCCGCUUGACAGUGUCUCUCAGUUCCCGUUCAUGCGUUGUCAAUAUCAACGCUACCGGACUUGAAGCCCAAUUUUAAAUGAGGUAUCUCUAAAAUGCAUUUCACAUAUAGAGAUAGCAGUUCAAAGCGUAUAAAUACUAAGUAGACUCUUUCCGUCACACCAAAUCUGGC
Molecule: messenger RNA, 688 nt
Organism: Hyaloscypha bicolor E
Lineage: Eukaryota; Fungi; Ascomycota; Leotiomycetes; Helotiales; Hyaloscyphaceae
Exons: 5
Coding region: 1-342 (113 amino acids)
Biological process (GO): iron-sulfur cluster assembly
Cellular component (GO): L-cysteine desulfurase complex; mitochondrion
Source: RefSeq, a predicted model, not a curated record